Cuculus canorus (common cuckoo) is the source of this 7262-nucleotide messenger RNA. It is a transcript of the gene CLCN4, whose product is annotated as chloride voltage-gated channel 4. Gene Ontology annotation, biological process: chloride transport; transmembrane transport. Lineage: Eukaryota; Metazoa; Chordata; Aves; Cuculiformes; Cuculidae. Bases 1130 to 3412 code for a protein of 760 amino acids. The record is from RefSeq and is a predicted model, not a curated record. Gene Ontology annotation, molecular function: voltage-gated chloride channel activity. The transcript has 13 exons. Gene Ontology annotation, cellular component: early endosome; membrane; synaptic vesicle.
AUACCACCCAAGAAAGGAUGCUAUUAAAAUCUUUGGGACUGGGCUAAAUGAUGUUGCAUUGCAGGUGACUUCAUUAAUAAUCUUACUUGGUGACUUCCUGAGCUAUCAGGCCUAUUUCCUUUGGUCAGGUCGUACUGAAGACCCGUGGUGUAACUGUGCUCAGCUCUUGGAAAUUUCUCCCUCAGCCUUAUUCUCGUAUGGCUCUUUCUGAACUCUGACUUCUUCAGCUCUGCGUGCAGGCAGCACUGACCUCCUUAAUGCCUGGAUUUGAGGCCUGAGUGGAGAGUGCUCUAUAUCCAUCUCUGCAACUAGAUCUAAAUUCCUUGGGAAUGGGGGUUGAUGAAUGCUGACAGAGCGCUCAGCUCUCACAAUGAAGUGCCUUUGCUUGACAGACUAUGCCGAGCAGUUAAUGGCUGUGAGGCUGGGGCACCGUGUUUGGCCAUUUUCAGCGUACGAUGCCAGGUGUGGUCAAUGCAAAUAUUAAGGGUAUAGAGAUUUGCAAAUCAUCCAUCAGCACGAAGGGGUCUUGGGAUGAUUGCCAGUUGGUAAACGAGGAAGAUUGCAUUCUUCAUUUUUGGGUACUAUGAAAAAUAAAUCCCAGGGAUUAUCACAGCCUCCACGCUCCUUAGUCUUUGCAGCACCUGCUGUCAUGUUGUACCGUAUAAGCACAGCUAACGUGACAAACCAUUCAGAUCAGUGGGGUGCUCAACUCUGAUGGAGUCAUGAUUGAAAUGACCAUGAAUCACAACGAAAGCAUUGUGUCUGGAGUAGGAUCUCCCAUUUAUCGUUGUACGUAUUUUGGUACCAGAACAUGAAAAAGCCCUGAAAUGCACUGUAUUCUGGUUUUGUAUGUUGGCUAACUCAUGCCACAUUUGAAAGAAAUGGAACAGAUAAUGUGUUGGAUACCUUGGAAGUCACUCCAAACAAAUGUGAAUUGAGAAAGUUCCUACUGGUGUUUGGGCUUCCGCUUUUUUCCCCAGUUUCUUGCCAGGUUCACUUCUUCCUUAUGCUACGAUAGAAGAGUCACUGAAGAGAGGUAUACUUUGCUGCUUGCAUGCUGUUAUGCCUCACAUAGCAAUCCCCUCACUACUGACUUCAAGGAAAACAGCACACAGAUGAAAACCCUAAUAUGGUCAAUGCAGGAGACAUGAACGGUUCUGGCAACCUGAUGGAUUUUCUGGAUGAGCCUUUCCCUGAUGUUGGAACUUAUGAAGAUUUCCACACCAUUGACUGGCUGCGGGAGAAAUCACGCGACACCGACCGCCAUAGAAAGAUUACAAGCAAAAGUAAGGAAUCCAUAUGGGAGUUCAUAAAGAGUUUGCUGGAUGCCUGGUCAGGAUGGGUUGUAAUGCUUCUCAUAGGAUUAAUGGCAGGCACGUUAGCCGGAGUGAUAGAUUUAGCUGUGGAUUGGAUGACAGAUCUGAAAGAGGGAGUCUGCCUGUCUGCCUUCUGGUACAGCCACGAGCAGUGCUGCUGGACGUCUAGUGAAACUACAUUCAAUGACAGGGACAAAUGUCCUCAGUGGCAGAAAUGGUCUGAACUUCUUGUAGGCCAGUCUGAGGGUGCAAGUGCAUAUAUUCUAAACUAUUUUCUAUACAUUAUGUGGGCUCUAUGCUUUGCUUUCCUGGCAGUCUCCCUGGUCAGAGUGUUUGCUCCCUACGCCUGUGGUUCUGGAAUCCCAGAGAUAAAAACCAUCUUGAGUGGGUUCAUUAUUAGGGGCUACCUGGGAAAGUGGACACUUUUAAUCAAAACAGUCACCUUGGUUCUGGUGGUAUCUUCAGGCCUCAGUCUUGGGAAAGAGGGUCCCUUAGUCCAUGUGGCCUGUUGCUGUGGAAACUUCUUCAGCAGCCUCUUCUCCAAGUACAGCAAGAACGAAGGAAAGAGGAGAGAGGUGCUCUCGGCUGCAGCAGCUGCAGGAGUUUCUGUUGCCUUUGGGGCUCCGAUUGGAGGUGUGCUUUUUAGCCUGGAAGAGGUUAGCUACUACUUUCCUCUAAAAACCCUCUGGAGAUCAUUUUUUGCUGCUCUCGUGGCUGCUUUCACACUGAGGUCCAUCAAUCCUUUUGGAAACAGCCGGCUAGUCCUGUUCUACGUGGAGUACCACACCCCCUGGUACAUGGCUGAGCUCUUCCCCUUCAUCCUGCUUGGUGUCUUUGGCGGCCUCUGGGGAACCCUCUUUAUCCGAUGCAACAUCGCCUGGUGCAGGAGGCGAAAAACCACCAGACUUGGGAAAUACCCAGUCCUGGAGGUUAUAGUGAUAACAGCUAUCACCGCCAUCAUUGCCUACCCCAACCCCUACACCCGGCGAAGCACCAGUGAGCUGAUCUCGGAGCUCUUCAAUGACUGCGGUGCCCUGGAGUCCUCACAGCUCUGUGACUAUAUCAAUGACCCAAACAUGACCCGGCCAGUGGAUGACAUUCCUGACAGACCUGCAGGCCCCGGAGUCUACACUGCCAUGUGGCAGCUCGCCUUGGCUUUGGUGUUUAAAAUUGUCAUCACAAUAUUCACUUUUGGCAUGAAGAUCCCUUCAGGUCUUUUCAUUCCCAGCAUGGCUGUUGGCGCCAUCGCUGGCAGGAUGGUUGGGAUUGGAGUAGAGCAGCUGGCAUAUCACCACCAUGACUGGAUCAUCUUCAGGAACUGGUGCAGACCUGGAGCAGAUUGUGUCACUCCAGGACUUUAUGCUAUGGUGGGAGCGGCAGCAUGCUUGGGUGGUGUUACCCGAAUGACGGUCUCUCUGGUGGUCAUUAUGUUUGAGCUAACUGGAGGCUUGGAGUACAUUGUACCUCUUAUGGCUGCAGCUGUCACAAGCAAGUGGGUGGCAGAUGCCUUUGGGAAAGAGGGGAUCUAUGAAGCUCACAUUCAUCUGAAUGGCUACCCCUUUCUGGAUGUGAAGGAUGAAUUCACCCACCGAACCCUAGCAACAGAUGUCAUGAGACCAAGGCGUGGUGAAGCUCCUCUCUCUGUUCUGACGCAGGACAGUAUGACGGUGGAGGAUGUCGAGACACUAAUCAAGGAGACUGACUACAAUGGUUUUCCAGUAGUGGUUUCAAAAGACUCAGAGAGACUUAUUGGAUUUGCACAGAGACGGGAGCUGAUUCUUGCAAUAAAGAAUGCGCGACAGCGUCAGGAUGGAGUGGUGAGCAACUCCAUAGUGUAUUUCACUGAAGACCCCCCAGAACUGCCACCCAACAGUCCCCAUCCGCUGAAGCUGCGGCGUAUUCUCAACCUGAGCCCCUUUACCGUCACUGAUCACACACCAAUGGAGACUGUGGUAGAUAUUUUCCGGAAACUUGGACUCCGGCAGUGUCUUGUCACUCGCAGUGGGAGGCUGCUGGGUAUUAUAACUAAAAAGGAUGUAUUAAGACAUAUGGCUCAAAUGGCAAACCAGGACCCUGAAUCUAUCAUGUUUAACUAGACUGGUAAAGGAAGAAGGAAGUAACCCCAAAGGAAUCCCUUCUAGAUUAACACAAAGGCUAUGUUUGGUGUUUAAUUUUAUUUAAAGGGAAAAUGUGAUGUGUAUGAGGAAUGGCCCAAUAUGCCUCUGACAGAGGAGUGUAUGCAGGAUGGCACUUAUUUGAUGAGGAAGGUAGUUUAGCAGCUCUGAGCAGCUGCAGACAUCAAGCUGUGUUUCCUUAAUGAGAUUCCCAACAGCUCAAUUGGAUCGUUCAUGGGUGUAAGUGAUGUGCUUAGAGACAAAAGAGUCAGGAGUGUCAGUGGGAUGCAUCAAUGUUCACAGUAACUCUCAAAGCAGGUGUGAAGACUAGAAGAUACUGUUUAUGUAUAAGCUGUUAACAGAUGUAAAGAUUUGUGUUCCAAACUAGAGAUUGUGUUUGAGUGAUGUCAGUUAAUUUUGUUACUGUAAUCAUCACUAUUUAUUUGCAACUGAAUUAUACCAUUUUCAUGACGGAAAAAAAAAAUCAUUGUAUUUUAAAAUGAAAAAAAUUUUCAUAUUCGUUUAUUUUUGUAAUAUUUAAGUGAAUCAGGACUGGAGUUAAAGGAGCAAGAAUACACUUCAACUGACUUCAAAACUUAAUGUCCCCUGCUCCCUGCUUUAGCCCUUUGAUUUUUAUGCAGCUUAGCAUUACUGUCAAUCAGCUUCCACUUAUUAAUGUUGAAAUGUGACUUAUUUGUAGGGAUUUAUUAUUUCACUAUGCAAUUUUGCAUCCUGGUACUGUAAUAUUUAGUAUUUGUGGUUUGCUGUGACAACAGGAAAAAAUACAGAAGCCUGUGGUGGAAUUUUCAAAGGCACUAAAGGGACACUGGUAUCCAGCUCUCAUCAAUGUUAGUAACAAGAAACUGAAUCCCUCACCUGUCUCCGCUUGUGUACAUCAUCAUUUUUCACAAACUAAUGAAGCUGUGCAUUGACAGCUGAUUCUUUAUUUAGUUCAUCAUUGCUAUUUCUUGGCUUUGGCCUGCACUUGCCAAGAAAUUGCUGAAGUUAAAUUAACAGUAACAGACAUAUUUUGUAGCAGAUCUACUCUUCAUGCACCUACCAGUCAUAGGACUAUGGAACCCCCACCCCCACACCACUGUGGCUGGACAAGAUCAAAGGGUCUGAGAAUGCAAACAACAAUAACAAAGUUUUAUUUAUUUAUCUGUUUGUAGCAAGAACACAUUUCAACAGCCCCUGGUGGGGUCCUCCAAGUCAGACAGGUAAAACUGCUAAGUUUUCCUAUUUCUAGAAGCAUUUUUCUAGUCCUACAUAAGAUGCACAAUAUCGAGAUGGUCUGUGUUAAUAUACUAGCACUUUAGUCAAUACUGCUAUCAGUAACAGAAGACCAAAUUUUACUCUCAGUAACAUAUAACCCACUUUGCUUUAUACCUAUAAGCCUAAAGACUGGAGAAAGGUUGCAUCUCAAUUCAGAUGUCCUCAAUCCCCUUCAGACCCUCUGAGACCCUUCAUUUAGGCAUCCAAGACCUCUGGGAAUUUUGUUCAAAUUCAUACAGAAACCAGUAGCUCAAGUCCAUUGUGUCCAGAUGUCCUUCAUGGACAGAGAUGAGAGGAGUCCUUUCAUACCAGAAGAGCUUGUUGCUUACUCCAGACAAAAGCCUAACAGUUGAUUCAACUUGUAGGCAAUGUGCACCAGUAUUGUGUCCCUCAACUGAGAAAACAAGCCAGGUGCACCUUCAAUUAGAUGCCCAAAGUUAUGUGUCACAAUUUCCUCCUCUUAUCUCCAGUGACCCUGCUACCUUCUGGCAUUGUAUUCACUGCCACUGCACGCACACAAAGUAUGGCCCAAAUUGUUUAAGUAAAAGAAACGGAAGCAAAUGGAUAAUUUUAAUCUGCAAAGUACUUCAUUUAACAUCAGUGUUUGCAACAGACUGACAUAAAGAUAUGCAGCUCUGGCCAAAGCCCAUAAAUAUUUCUGUGUAUACUUUUUGCUAACUGAACAUCUGCAGUACAAUGUAUUAUUAAAGGGGUAUUGUUAAAACUACGUAAACUACAGAACAGAGCAAACUUUUCCUUCUGAAAACAGGAAAUAUAACAUUAUAUUGUUGUUUCUUAUGGUUUUUUGUGAAGCUGUCAUGAGCCAAAGUCAUAAAAAAACCUACCAAGUCAACAACCAGGCUCAUACAGGUUCGAUUGCCUCAUUUGAACAGAGAUGCCAUUGUAAAAUCAGUACAUUCCCACAACUAAAUCCAAAUGCGGUUUAGUACCAAUGUCAGUUCAUACCCAUAACCAGAACCUUAAGGAUUCGGACUGAGAUGAAUAGGCUGACUUUUGAAGGCAACCUUGUUCUGAAUCUAAGAACCAAACUGAAGGUCUGUGUUCUGCUUUUCACUUUUAUAGCUCAGUGUUAAUACAUACAUGUUUGAUGAACACUUUCUCCAUCUUUCUUUAUAUUAACAGAGGAAACAAGUGAGCGUAAUCCCCCCUCUUGAGCACUGAAAUACCUCUUCCACUCCUAAAACAAGAGAAAUAGGCUGAGAAGUGAAUUUAUCUGCUAUUUGAAAUCAAACUCAAGGCAUCAUGUGUGUCAGUGAAAAGUAGAAAUCUAAAGCCUUCUCUUUUAGCCCAUGAAAUUUCAGUCUAUGCUGCAUUAGCAUGAAGUCCGUGGUAGAGCUAACUCUGAAGAGCUUUGAUAGUACUGAGGGCAAUGUUUUCUAACAGGAACCAGGAUGGUGUAUGAACACCGGAAAAUUUGUCAUUUCCUGAAAAAAAGACAUGAUGUCACCUAACUGAGGUUAAACUGGCCAUGAAUACAAACUAACUUAUCAGCUUAAACGAAAUCCAUAAAACCAGCGUGAUAGUUUGUAAAAAACAGCAACAGAAGGAAUUGAGAUUUAUGCACUUGCUUUGUGUGCAUUUUGACCUGUGACUACUCCUUAAGCAGAUGGCAGGUAAGUGAGGGUCCAACUUUUUCUAUCAAACACAUUCCUCUUUAGACAGAAUGGUUUAAACAUCUAAGAGGUUUUGAAACUGGACGGACUUGGCUAAUUAGAAAACGUAGCACUUUAAACACUUCCAGAGAUGGGUAAUUGGCUGUAAGUUUUCUGUUUAAUUUCCUCCAUGAUACAGUCUUCACUGAUGAUUUAGCUUGAAUGGCUGGAUGGGGAACAAUCUUAAUAUAAAUUAAUAACGUGCUUUUCUCAAAAAAUGCAGUUCUAAUGCAAUAAUUUAAUGUAUUUCCCUGUAACAAGCCCAUUAUCAGUCACUGUUCUCCAUCUGUAUUCCUAAAUAUGUUGCAGAAGUUACUGAAUAGACUCCAAGAGGCAUAGAUCUCAGCCUGAAGAAUUUAUUUGAAUUUUUAGAGUUCAAAGUAGUCACGUAGCCUGAUCAAACUGAGAGUUACAUAAGUGCUUCAGUAUAUAGUGCUCACUUUAUGCAACCUCAGUUCAAUCAUGUUCAAGCAGUUGGACUUCAAAGAUGCCAAACUAAACAAGCGAACAAAAAUCUUUGGAUCAUGCUAGUUAAGUACUGUACCUUUGUUUUGCAUGAACUGUGUUCAACAUUCAGCUUCUGACGUAUAUUUGAAGCAAUGUCUACCACAAAGUUUAUUAGUGAAAUACAGAAAACGGAUUACAUUAGACAGGCCCUUUGGCUGUCAGAAUGUUAAUAAUUAUUAAUUCUUAUGCUUUGAUGAAAUGGGAAAAGAAUGUUUAAGAAUUACAUGAGUAUCACUGGAGUAUCACUGAUUCCGUGUUGGAAUGACACUAUAAUUAUGAAUAUAGUUUUGCUUUGGAUUAUUUUUUUUUAAUUGUAGGAAACAGUAUAUAUGUUGCAUCUUAAAAAAACCCCAAUGUUUGGACUCUAUUUUUUAAAU